GCAUAAGGCUCGCUAUCGAGAGUGUUGCCGAUUCUGUACCGCCAUGGCACCUCCCAAACACGAUGAUUUCAUGGACAUGGCCUCUGAUUCUGACAAUUCUUUCGACGAAGGUCUGCAAAGGAAGGGGAAGGGGAAGAGUAAGUCGACAGACAAACGCAAAAAAGAUCAGAACAAAAGGAAACCCAAGGAUGUGCAAGCCUACACCUGGGAGGCUUCAUACACUCGUUCAUGGGAGGCUGUUCGAGAAGACGAAGCUGGCAGUCUGCAGCAUGCAGUGGAAGAUUAUGUUGCCCGUGGGAGGCGAAAGCGGCUGCAGGAUCCGUCAACUGCUAUUAGGAGGACUAUUAUACGACACUUGGUACUAGUAUUGGAUUUGUCUGCAUCCAUGUUGGAUCGAGAUAUGCGGCCGACGCGUUUUUCCUUGACCCUUCAAUAUGCGCGAGAGUUCGUCCUUGAAUGGUUUGACCAAAACCCUCUUGGACAGAUGGGAGUAGUGGGAAUGAGAGCAGGUGUCGGGGAGCGUAUAGGAAGUAUGACAGGCAAUCCUCAAGACGUCCUCAAAGCCAUUUCGGACCGACAUAAACUCGAACCUAGCGGUGAUACAAGCUUACAGAAUGCUGUUGAAAUGGCCCGGAACAGUAUGAACCAUCUUCCAACACAUUCCUCGAGAGAAAUCGUCAUCAUAUUUGGUUCUCUUACUACCGUCGAUCCCGGUAAUAUUCAUGAAACUUUGGAGGAAUGUAUCAAAAGCAAGAUACGAAUAUCCAUGGUUGCGCUAGCGGCUGAGAUGAAGAUAUGUCGUGAUCUCUGUGUUAAAACUGGUGGUCAAUUCGGUGUGGCACUGAAUGAAGGUCACUUCAAAGACUUGCUCUUUGAGCUGGUCCCUCCUCCCGCCCAACGGUCCCUUUCGCGAGCAGCAGGUGCAGGAGCGACCACAACAUCUGCAAAUUUAAUGUUGAUGGGCUUCCCGACGCGUCUACCUGGCGCUUCUCCCCCAAGUCUAUGUGUUUGCCAUUCAGACCUCAAAAGUGACGGUUUUCUCUGCCCUCGCUGUCUCGCCAAAGUUUGCGAUGUUCCAACUGACUGCGACAUAUGCGGCUUAAUGAUCGUCAGCUCUCCUCAUCUUGCUCGUAGUUAUCACCAUCUCUUCCCGGUUAAACCUUACGUUGCCGUCGAGUCAUUGGAUGAAAGUUCUCCUACAUGUUGCGGUUGUGCUCGUCCGUUUCCCACAGUGGUAUCGCAGACGGUGACAGAGGGGGUCAGUCCUAUUGGGAGGUACCGCUGUCCUGAUUGUCGGCAAGAUUUUUGCUCCGACUGUGAUGUAUUCAUUCACGAUGUGCUACAUUGUUGCCCAGCUUGUGGCAAGUAAAACCCUGG
Messenger RNA from Marasmius oreades (fairy-ring Marasmius), 1377 nucleotides. RefSeq lists its product as uncharacterized. The coding region runs from base 44 to 1369 and encodes 441 amino acids. Gene Ontology annotation, biological process: DNA-templated transcription; regulation of transcription by RNA polymerase II; nucleotide-excision repair. The record is from RefSeq and is a predicted model, not a curated record. Gene Ontology annotation, molecular function: zinc ion binding. NCBI's taxonomy places the organism in Eukaryota, Fungi, Basidiomycota, Agaricomycetes, Agaricales, Marasmiaceae. Gene Ontology annotation, cellular component: transcription factor TFIIH core complex; transcription factor TFIIH holo complex. The transcript has 7 exons.